CCCCCAUUGUAAAGCUAGCUGAUACACACAGCUACUCAACUUUUUUUAUUAUGUGAGACAGAGAAAAAGAAACAAGUAGCAAGAAGAAGAAGAAGAAGAGACAUUCGGACUGUCCCACAAGCUUUAUCAGCUUUAUGAUAAAACUAAACCCUACUUUAUUUCAUUUAAUGCAAAGCUAAAACUGUCAAUCACUCGUGGAUUAGACUAACGUAAUUAUGGUCUCUGUAAUUGUAUCAGAUGCUUAAGUAUUCAUUCUUGGAAAAAGGUUUUCGUCAGAUGCUUAAUUAUUCAUUCUAAUCUCAUUUAUGUUCUGAUUAUUUAAAGAAAUAAAAAGGGGGAAGAAGAGGACAAGGAAAAUGGGAAUAUAUUGCAAAGAAAGCUGAAGCAAAUGGCUGGCAGGAAAAUGGGUCAGUGGCACUGCAAGAAACGAGAGGGUCAUCGGGAAGGCAAAGCUUAAUUACUUGACCACCACCGCGUGCGCUUCUCCAUUUUCACACUCUUUCUUUACCAUAAUCAUCCACACACUUCAUUUUAAUUAAAGCAAACCACUCGUUUCCUUUCCCCAAGCAAAUCUCAGCAGUCUUACCAUAACCUAACUGUUCCUGUAAAAAGGCUGUUUACUGAAGCUUAAAUCUCGGGAGGGCACUGCUGCUACAAUACCAUUACCAACCAUCCAUCCUUUUGGGGUAGGAAAGAGAAAAUAACUUCAAACCGAUAAGACACUAAUGGAGGGAGGUUCCAAUAUGAUACCUUUUGGCGACAACAACACUAAUGGACUUUGUCCUAUGAUGAUGAUGAUGCCUCUCCUAUCUUCUCAUAAUGCACACUCAUCUUCCAAUAAUACCCUAUUUCUUCCUCUCCCACCGCCUCCCACCAGCAACAACGCCACCACCAGCACCACCACCGGCCGUUAUUUCAUGGAGAACAACGAUGGCACGCCCAGUACUGCUUCUGUGAAGGCUAAGAUCAUGGCUCAUCCUCACUACCACCGUCUCUUGGCUUCCUAUAUCAACUGCCAAAAGGUUGGAGCUCCGCCUGAAGUAGUGGGUAAACUAGAAGAAGCAUGUGCAUCCGCAGCAACAAUGGGGCAAAGCGGUUCGAGCUGCAUAGGUGAAGAUCCAGCCCUAGACCAAUUCAUGGAGGCCUACUGCGAGAUGCUGACGAAGUAUGAGCAAGAACUCUCCAAACCCUUCAAAGAAGCCAUGGUUUUCUUACAGAGAGUUGAGUGCCAAUUCAAAGCACUCUCCAUCUCCUCUCCCACUUCUGCUUGUGGGGAAGCAAAUGAUAGGAAUGGAUCAUUGGAGGAAGAAGUAGAUGUGAACAACAAUUUCAUAGAUCCGCAGGCAGAAGAUCAGGAGCUGAAAGGUCAAUUACUGCGAAAAUACAGCGGUUAUUUAGGAAGUUUGAAGCAAGAGUUCAUGAAGAAAAGGAAGAAGGGAAAGUUGCCUAAAGAAGCCAGGCAACAGUUAUUGGAUUGGUGGAGCAGACAUUACAAAUGGCCUUAUCCUUCGGAGUCCCAGAAGUUGGCUCUGGCUGAAUCAACGGGUCUAGAUCAGAAGCAAAUAAACAACUGGUUCAUUAACCAAAGGAAGCGGCACUGGAAACCGUCGGAGGAUAUGCAAUUUGUGGUGAUGGAUGCAGCACAUCCUCAUUAUUAUAUGGAUAAUGUUCUUGCUCAUCCUUUCCCUAUGGACAUCUCUCACCAAGCGCUUCUCUAAAGAUUAUACUGAUUAUUAUGGGAAUUAAUAUAUAUCUAUAUAUGUACUUAUCACUGGAGUUAUGCUAUGUGUUUCAAAUGUAUUUGGAAUGCUAAGUCGAUUCUGCACUAUAAGUUAUUAUUAUAUGUAUACUCAGCUCUUAGUAUGCUUAUUUUGUUGGA
This is a messenger RNA of Mercurialis annua (annual mercury), 1879 nucleotides long. RefSeq names its product homeobox protein SBH1. Gene Ontology annotation, cellular component: nucleus. The coding region runs from base 726 to 1718 and encodes 330 amino acids. The record is from RefSeq and is a predicted model, not a curated record. The transcript is spliced from 5 exons. Gene Ontology annotation, molecular function: DNA-binding transcription factor activity, RNA polymerase II-specific; DNA binding. Gene Ontology annotation, biological process: regulation of DNA-templated transcription. NCBI's taxonomy places the organism in Eukaryota, Viridiplantae, Streptophyta, Magnoliopsida, Malpighiales, Euphorbiaceae.